Messenger RNA from Hypanus sabinus (Atlantic stingray), 1579 nucleotides. Its product is annotated as eukaryotic translation initiation factor 5A-1-like. The transcript is spliced from 6 exons. Gene Ontology annotation, biological process: positive regulation of translational elongation; positive regulation of translational termination. The coding region runs from base 182 to 649 and encodes 155 amino acids. Gene Ontology annotation, molecular function: translation elongation factor activity; RNA binding; ribosome binding. The record is from RefSeq and is a predicted model, not a curated record. NCBI's taxonomy places the organism in Eukaryota, Metazoa, Chordata, Chondrichthyes, Myliobatiformes, Dasyatidae.
UGCGCAGCAGUACUGGGCAAUGGGAGAACCGGACUGGGUGUAGCGCAGGUGCCGGUCAGGGCGCAGGCGCAGCCCCGCCUCUUUUUCUUUCUCGCCUCUUCCCAGCUAACGGGACUGCACUCGUGCAUAGGGCGAUCUCGGUUUGGAUCCGUGGCUGCAUUGUACAACCGGAAUCUCAAAGAUGGGAGAACCUGAUCUCGACUUCACCACUGCUCACUCUGGGGCUUCCACCACUUUCCCUAUGCAGUGCUCAGCUCUGCGCAAGAAUGGUUUUGUCAUGCUGAAGGGGCGCCCGUGCAAGAUCAUGGAUAUGUCCACCUCCAAGACUGGCAAGCACGGCCACGCCAAGGUCCACUUGGUGGGAAUUGACAUAUUCACCUCAAAAAAAUAUGAAGAUAUCUGUCCUUCGACCCAUAAUAUGGACGUGCCUAACAUCAGAAGGUGUGACUAUCAGCUGGUUCAAAUUCAGGAUGGCUACCUUUCUCUCCUGAGUGACAAUGGUGAGCUGCGAGAGGAUUUGAAACUUCCUGACAAUGAUUUGGGAAAGGACAUUGAGCAACGUUAUAAUUCAGGGGUGGAGACACUGGUCACUGUCAUCAGCGCCAUGAAUGAAGAAUGUGCUGUUGGUGUCAAGAUGUUAACCAAGUAAACUAAAACAUAGGAUGCAGCUUCCAGUGAAACCACCCAAGCCUGAGCUAUGGGAUUGGAAAACCAUUUACUUCAACAAGAAUGCAACAAAAGUAUAAUUUAAAAGAAAAAAAAACAAAAAUGCAAGCGAACACUAACUUUAUUUUGGAAACCCUGGGUCAUCAUCCCAUCAGCAAACACCAACCCCCUCCCCACACUCACCCCCAAAUUUCCAUCAAAUCAAACUUUAACUUUGGGCCCUGGACUUAAUCUUCGCUGCUUUAAUGGAAGCUGAACACAGUUGGUGGGUGUUCCCCUCUUCCCCUUGACUCUGUAACCAUUCCCUGGCACUCAAAACAAGAACUUUUGUGCAUUGGCUCCUUUUGCUGUGUGCAAGUUGAACUACCCUCUCUGGCUGCACAGAGCAUCCAGCUGCCUUGUGGUUGUUCUGUUUCUGUGAGGGGAGGUGUACGGGGUGCUACUUUUGUUUUGCUUGCCUGGCCUCCGUCCUCCCACGUUUGCUUCUCCUUUGAGCCCUGUAAGGUUCUUGGGUUUGAACUUCAGGCAGCUGUGCAGUAGAAAUAAAAGUCCAUCUAAAGUGCAUCACUCCUGCACACUUAAUAUUAACUUGUUUCGAGCAGUUGGAGAAGGUUGGUGAAGCAAGGCAGAGAGCCAAAGGGAAGGGGGGGGGGGGGGGGCUUGUACCUAUAUUCAUGAGUUGUGCAGGGAUUUGUUUCACAAUAACUUUCUAAAAGGACAUUGCCAAUGCAUCUAAGUAAGCAUCUGUAAGAUAAAGCUGAGAUAUUAAUCACACCACUUUUAGAAGGAGCAAUUUUUCUUUCGCUACUGCCCUCUUCUGCUGUGUGCUGUAUAAGAGUUGAGGGGGAGUUGGCUCCUUAUUGGGGAUCCCAUCCCCUACAUCUCUUAACCACCCCCCCCUUUUUAAUUCUAA